This is a messenger RNA of Lactuca sativa (garden lettuce), 962 nucleotides long. RefSeq lists its product as uncharacterized. Lineage: Eukaryota; Viridiplantae; Streptophyta; Magnoliopsida; Asterales; Asteraceae. The record is from RefSeq and is a predicted model, not a curated record.
UUGCUUUUUAGUGGCUUAUGACUUAAGAAAAAGACAAUAAUACCCUCGUUAACCAAUCUUCUCUCUUUCACGGCUGAUGAAAAACUCGCGUUCUUCAUGAACUUCACUCCAGCUGCCAAAUUCCCUCUACCCGUCGACCCUUCUCCGAUCUCCUGACUAGCAGUAUAGCACCAUAGUCCGCCAUCGAUCGACACUCCUUCAGGCGCCGCCACACUCCGCCUCCCCCAUCCAUCGCAAAACGGCUUCUCCUUAAAGCUUGAUAACGUUAAUCAAAAGGAGCAAUCAUGGAUGUCGAUGCUCAACCAACAAUGGAGGAAACAGUUCUUGUUGGAGAUGAUCUGAUGUUAGGGCCACCAUCACCACUCAUUCCACCUGAAAUUGCUUCACAUGUUCUUGAAGGUGUUAAUUUGUGUGAUGGGAUUUUGAGAAACCUUUUUCUGUGUCUGCAAGUUAAUGAUAUAGAGCCAUUUUGUCAAGAAGAGAUUGCUUUGUAUCGAGAGUGUGCAGAAAAACGGGACAAGGAACUAAGAAAACGUCUUCAAGAGAGCGAGUAUAAAUUAGGGUUAUCAAUGCCUUUAGAUCAAGCAAAAGAAAGAGCUUCUCAACUAGAGUCUGAAACCACAACUUUAGAGAGGCGAUUGAUUCUUGCAAGUGGGAUGGAAGGUGCAGAAGGGUUUCGCCAAAGAUGGAGUUUACAUGGUCGUCUUACUGAUACAAAGAAAAGAAUGGAGGCAUUAAAGGAAGGACUUGAAAAUAGGAAAAAAGAUGAUGAACCAGUGGCAGUGAGUGUUAAAGGUUCAACCGGAGGAAAAAGAUGGUUUUUUUGGUGAAAAUAGGAAAGACCAUUAUUUGAAUAUAUAGCUCUUUGAAAUGAGAUUAAGGCAACUAUAUUAUGUGUAGAACUUGAUUUUAGACAAAAUUGAUUGGCUAAAUCUAAACUAUCGGUAACUUGAAGGACUAAA